AUGCGGAGGGAUACAAUUGUUGUCGCAGCUGCCUUGCUGAUGCAGCCAGCCUUCGCGGGUUUUAUCCAGCCUGCACUGCAAGCUCUCACAUGGAAAUUCAACGGUACCGAUUUUUGGGCACCCGUUCAUCUCGAUUCAGCGGUGUACCAUUUGCAAAGCCGUGCUGGGGUCAUCACAAACUCGCUCAGUAAACGGGGCUCAUCGUCUGGUGGUUACCUCGGGUGCACUGUUCUUACCAUCUCAGACCCCAUCGAAAGUCUUUCAUCCGCCAUUUUGGAUAGCCUCCUUUCUGAGUAUGAAAUAGACGAUGUUUGGAGCGCCGAGCAGUUUCUUGACUGUCUGUUUAUACAGUACAAUGGGACCAAGAACGGAGUCGCUUUAAGCUCAUCUGUCGCCGAUUCACUUGGCAGGCAUGGAGUAGAGCAUUUGUUCCUUCACUCAGCAUUCAAUGCUACCGGCCUCGCAACUACCGUAGGUGUUUCGAUUGUUGAAUCUAACUGUGAGCUGGGUAACGGCCCUUACGUUGUGACCUUGCCGGACUGUGAAGAGGGUGGUUUGUCUAUGACCCCAGUUUACGCCCUGCAUCCAGACAAUUAUGAAGCCUUCAUGUAUGGUUCCUAUGUGGAUGCAACCGAGGCGGGCAGGCACCAGCAGCUUCAUGUAUCUUUGCCGGGGACCCGAGUACCAGAUAUCAUUGUGCCAUCCAGGCUCUCAUCAACUACGCCUGUUGCAGGGCCAUUGGCUGGUCUUCGUUUCGGCGUCAAGGACAUCUUCCACAUCAAAGGGUUGAAAACCUCUGGUGGAAGUCGUGCCUACUACGAGGCGUAUGGCUACCAGAAUUACACAACUGAGACGGUCCAACUGUGCGAGAACGCCGGUGCCUCCCUGAUUGGUAAACUGCGCACAAUUACCUUCGCGCUCGGCACACCACGGAACGGCAUGUCGGUGGAUUUUCAUGAUCCCUGGAAUGCUCGCGGUGACGGGUACAUGUCUACUGGCGGCAGCUCGUCUGGAUCUGGGGCCGCUGUCACGGCCUAUGACUGGGUAGACUUCGCUCUGGGGUCGGACACUGGUGGUAGUGUGCGCUUCCCUGCUCGGUUCGGUGGUGUGUACGGCUACAAGCCCACCCAUGGGAUCUACAAUCUGACUGGAAUCCUCGUUGCAAUCGCGGAGCAGGACACGCCGGGUUUUCUUGCCCGCUCCCCCGGGAUCUUCACUCGUGUUGGCCGCGUGUGGGCGGAUGGCAAGCCGCUGGCACCGUCGCCGGAGGUUUUGCCACGCAAGAUGCUGCGCUAUGACGAGCAAGCGGCGUUCACCCAACCUGCCGCCGCGGAGAUGAUCAAGAAUUUCUUCGUCCACAUGGCUCGUGUUCUAGAUCUCUCAGACAACCAGUCCGUCAAUAUCACGAAGAGAUUCCUGGAUAGCAAUGUCAGCGAAACCGCCAGCCCCCAAACCCCAGCGGUGUGGAUGAACAAUGUAUACUCAGAUCUGAACAACGUGCAGGGCUGGGACGAAAUCGGCGCUCCCCUGGCUACUGCGUACGGCGAGAUUCCGGGCCGCGAGGGCGCAUUCCCGCCCAUCGAGCCUCCGGUCAACAUGUCGUGGACAGAUGGCCGAGAUCCUACCACUCGGGCGCGAUACCCUGAGUCGCAGCGUCGCCGCCAGGUAUUUGGUGAUUGGUUCAAUAGGGAGAUCCUACCCGGGAACAAUGAAACGUGCAGCGAGUACCUCUUCGCGCACAGCUACCACAUCCCACCAAACACGGUCAAGACUGAUCCUGCCGAGGCUCGAUAUGUAACGGGGUGGUACGACGGGCUGUAUGUCAACUACGCAAAGAUGCCGGAAAUCGUGGUGCCAAUUGGACAGAUAGAGUACCGAAGCAAGUAUACCAACAGAACCGAGUGGCAAACCGUUACCGUGGCUUUGGGUGUGGCGAAGGGUUGCGAUCUGGUUCUUUUUGAUGUCGUCGAUAAGUUGGCAGAGGCAGGGCUUCUCAAGGAGGUGAUGGCUGGAGUUUUGGCGUAUCCCUUGACAUAG
Clonostachys solani is the source of this 2037-nucleotide messenger RNA. The record is from the annotation of a GenBank genome assembly. NCBI's taxonomy places the organism in Eukaryota, Fungi, Ascomycota, Sordariomycetes, Hypocreales, Bionectriaceae.